Messenger RNA from Colletotrichum higginsianum IMI 349063, 279 nucleotides. Its product is annotated as C6 zinc finger domain protein. The record is from RefSeq and is a predicted model, not a curated record. Bases 1 to 279 code for a protein of 92 amino acids. The transcript has a single exon. Lineage: Eukaryota; Fungi; Ascomycota; Sordariomycetes; Glomerellales; Glomerellaceae.
AUGGGUUACAUCCCCGGCGCGUCGUUAAACAAGAUAUGGGAUGAUCUGAGCCAAGAAACGCGUCAACUUGUGACUUCAAAGACCGCCGAUCUGAUGUACCGGGUGCCAUCGGAAAUGCUCAUCGAUAUGCCACCCGAUCCUGUCGACGCUGAAGAUGAAAAGUCAUGGCAAGGCUCCGAUAAUUGCGACAAGGCUUUCAGCGGCAUGGUUCUCACUCUGUUGUCGGACCAUGGUGAUCGGGUGACGGGUCAGCUGAAGUGGGCAUUACCUUUGGGCUGA